This is a messenger RNA of Vigna umbellata (rice bean), 5525 nucleotides long. The record is from RefSeq and is a predicted model, not a curated record. NCBI's taxonomy places the organism in Eukaryota, Viridiplantae, Streptophyta, Magnoliopsida, Fabales, Fabaceae.
AGGUUCACCUCCUCCACCACCGCUCCCUCCAUCCAGUAGAGCACCACCUCCACCGUCAUCUUCUUCACUGUCCAGAGCUCCACCUCCUCCACCUCCACCAAAUCGUGGACCACCACCAACAACAAUGCCUGGAGGCACAGCUCCUCCACCACCUUUAGGUGGUCGAGGCCAACCUCCUACUGGAACGCGAGCUACUCUUGCUCAUUCUCCCCAUGUACCUCUUGGUGGUGCUCCUUUUCCUUCACCAAUUGGAACUGAUACAAGAGGGAAAGGUCGGGGACUUGGACGUCCUACUGGGGCUGGUGCCAUGGGAACUCGGAAAUCCUCCUUAAAGCCUCUGCAUUGGAGUAAGGUAACAAGGGCAUUGCAAGGAAGUUUAUGGGAUGAACUACAAAGACGUGGAGAGCUUCAAAUAACACAAGAGUUUGACGUUUCAGAGAUAGAGAAGCUUUUUUCUGCAAAUGUUCCAAAACCUGCUGAUUCAGAUGGUAAACCUGGCGGGCGGCGCAAAUCUGUUGGAUCUAAAGCUGACAAAAUCCACUUGAUUGACCUAAGGAGGGCCAAUAAUACUGAAAUUAUGCUCACAAAGGUUAAGAUGCCUCUUCCUGAUAUGAUGGCUGCAGUACUGGCUAUGGAUGAUUCAGUGUUAGAUGUUGAUCAGGUGGAAAAUCUCAUUAAAUUUUGUCCAACCAAAGAGGAGAUAGAGCUUUUAAAGGGAUACACCGGUGAUAAGGAGAAUUUGGGGAAGUGUGAAAAGUACUUGACUGUUUAUGCAGUUUUUGAUUGUUGCUUCUCCAAGAAUGUGUUGGAGGAAGAGGAGUACAAGGUUUAUGUUGGGGGGGUCGUGGCUCAGCUACAGGAUCACUAUCCGGAUGCUUCUUUCAUGGUGUUCAAUUUCAGAGAAGGGGAUAGGCGCAGUCGAAUUUCAGACAUAAUGUCUCAGUACGAGAUGACAGUUAUGGAGUACCCUCGGCAAUAUGAGGGUUGUCCCCUUUUGCCUCUGGAGAUGAUUCACCACUUCCUUCGGUCAAGUGAGAGCUGGUUGUCCUUGGAGAGCCAACAAAACGUGCUUUUAAUGCACUGUGAAAGGGGUGGUUGGCCUGUACUUGCGUUUAUGCUAGCUGGUCUUCUGUUGUACAGGAAACAGUACAACGGGGAACACAAAACUCUUGAAAUGGUGUACAAGCAAGCACCCAAAGAACUUCUCCACCUUCUAUCCCCUUUGAAUCCACAACCUUCUCAUUUGAGAUAUCUUCAGUACAUUUCCAGGAGGCAUUUGGGUUCUCGAUGGCCUCCAUCAGAAACACCCUUAUAUUUAGAUUGCAUUAUUCUCAGGGUCCUUCCUCUGUUUGACAGAGGAAAAGGAUGCAGACCGGUUGUGCGUGUCUAUGGUCCAGACCCUUCAAAACCUUCCAACCGAAGUUCUAAGCUUCUUUCCUCCACUUCAAUGGGCCAAAAUCAUGUUCGCCACUACUUGCAGGCAGAAUGUAUGCUCGUGAAAAUUGACAUCCGUUGUCAUGUUCAAGGGGAUGUGGUUCUUGAGUGCAUACAUUUAAGUGAUGAUUUUGUUCGUGAAGAGGUGAUGUUCAGAGUCAUGUUUCACACUGCGUUUGUACGGUCAAAUAUAUUGACGCUGAGCCGCGAUGAAAUUGAUAUUCAGUGGGAUGCAAAGGAUCAGUUCCCCAAGGACUUCAAAUUUGAGGUGCUUUUUUUGGACGCUGAUGCUGUUAUGCCUAAUCUAAACACAGUCGAUGCGAGUGACACAGAAUGUGCUUCACCUGAGGCUGAGGAAUUCUAUGAAGCUGAAGAGAUCUUCAGCAGUGUAAUUGAUGUACUGGAAGGUAAGGGAGAUUACGAUUUUCCAAUGGUUCAUGACAGUGGAGUGGAUGAUGGAAGUCAUAAAGAGAUCUGGAAAGAGUAUUCAGAUCCUCAUACUUUUCUGGAUUCCGUGUUAGAUGAUGGGAUUAACCAACAGGUUGAUGAUGGGAGGUACAAGCUUGACAAGGGGGUGGUUUUAGAUACUCAUGCUGUCAAAGAUAUUGGAGUGGAUUAUGGAGUAACUUUUAUGACAAAGGAAGUCACUCUGAAUGCUCUUGAUAAAUUAGCAGUUAAGCAAAACAAAUAUGGCGAAGAUAACAACAAAACGGAACAAGACUUAGAAUCAGAACUAGGGCUGCAGGUGCUUGAUAUUUCCAGACCAAAAUCUGAUAAAUUACUUAUUUCUUCUGAAAAGAAACAACUUCCUUCAAACUCAAAGCCCAUGCAAGAACCGCAUGGUUUUCAGGCAAAUUAUGCAAAACCCAAUGUAACAACUAGAUCGGUUCCUUCUAGUAAGGGUUCUCUUCAAGAUUCCAUUAAUUUCUCACAUCCACCAUCAAGGAACAAUAGUUCACCACUAACAUUGUCAUAUGUUACCUCUGAAAACAAGGAAAUCAUUGAUGCAAAAGGAAACUCUACUUCUAGUUCUCAUGUCUCUGAAGUAAUUGCUUUUAUGGACACGAUAAACGACCUGAAAAGCUGUGAUGGUGAUAACUCAAUUUCUUCAGACGCUGUACCUGAAAUAGGCUCAAACUGUCCAGUCAAAGAGACAUCUCUUCAGUUAGCUAAUCAAGCACCACAACAGAGCUAUGAUCAAAUGUUACAACUUCAUCCACCUCCACCUCCUCCUCCACCUCCAAUUUUUGGACAAAAUACCCAUUGGAAAUCUGUUGGACCUCCUUCUCCUCCCAUUGCAAAUGGUGUAAUUCCAUCAAAAGUUUCACUAGCACCACCACCACCACCUCCUCCUCCCCCUCCUUUGCAGUCUACAAAUGAACCUUCGCUUCCUUCUACCUCAAUCUCUCCAACAACGUUUAAAGCUCCACCUCCUGCACCCCGACCACCACAUUAUCCUUCACCUCCUUUAAGUAAAUCUACACCACUUCCUCCGCCUCCUUUAGGUACUGCUCCACCAGCACCACCACCUCCUCCUCCUUUAAGUGCUGCUCCACCACCGCCACCUCCUCCUCCUUCUUUAUCCAGAGGUUCACCUCCUCCACCACCGCUCCCUCCAUCCAGUAGAGCACCACCUCCACCGUCAUCUUCUUCACUGUCCAGAGCUCCACCUCCUCCACCUCCACCAAAUCGUGGACCACCACCAACAACAAUGCCUGGAGGCACAGCUCCUCCACCACCUUUAGGUGGUCGAGGCCAACCUCCUACUGGAACGCGAGCUACUCUUGCUCAUUCUCCCCAUGUACCUCUUGGUGGUGCUCCUUUUCCUUCACCAAUUGGAACUGAUACAAGAGGGAAAGGUCGGGGACUUGGACGUCCUACUGGGGCUGGUGCCAUGGGAACUCGGAAAUCCUCCUUAAAGCCUCUGCAUUGGAGUAAGGUAACAAGGGCAUUGCAAGGAAGUUUAUGGGAUGAACUACAAAGACGUGGAGAGCUUCAAAUAACACAAGAGUUUGACGUUUCAGAGAUAGAGAAGCUUUUUUCUGCAAAUGUUCCAAAACCUGCUGAUUCAGAUGGUAAACCUGGCGGGCGGCGCAAAUCUGUUGGAUCUAAAGCUGACAAAAUCCACUUGAUUGACCUAAGGAGGGCCAAUAAUACUGAAAUUAUGCUCACAAAGGUUAAGAUGCCUCUUCCUGAUAUGAUGGCUGCAGUACUGGCUAUGGAUGAUUCAGUGUUAGAUGUUGAUCAGGUGGAAAAUCUCAUUAAAUUUUGUCCAACCAAAGAGGAGAUAGAGCUUUUAAAGGGAUACACCGGUGAUAAGGAGAAUUUGGGGAAGUGUGAAAAGGCUGCAGUACUGGCUAUGGAUGAUUCAGUGUUAGAUGUUGAUCAGGUGGAAAAUCUCAUUAAAUUUUGUCCAACCAAAGAGGAGAUAGAGCUUUUAAAGGGAUACACCGGUGAUAAGGAGAAUUUGGGGAAGUGUGAAAAGUAUUUUUUAGAGCUGAUGAAAGUGCCAAGAGUGGAGUCAAAACUUAGAGUAUUCUCUUUCAAAAUUCAGUUUGGGACUCAGAUUACAGAAUUUAAGAAGAGUUUACACACAGUCAACUCUGCUUGUGAAGAGGUCCGAAACUCAUUCAAACUAAAGGAGAUCAUGAAGAAAAUUCUUUAUUUGGGUAAUACAUUGAAUCAAGGAACAGCAAGGGGAUCUGCUGUUGGAUUCAAGUUAGACAGUCUCUUAAAACUAACUGACACUCGUGCUUCAAAUAGUAAAAUGACACUCAUGCAUUUUCUUUGCAAGGUCCUAGCUGAAAGGUUUCCUGGACUCCUUGAUUUUCACCUUGACCUUAUUAGCUUGGAAGCAGCCACUAAGAUACAAUUGAAGUCAUUAGCAGAAGAAAUGCAAGCAAUCAUCAGGGGAUUAGAAAAGGUCAAACAGGAGCUGGCUGCAUCUGAAAACGAUGGCCCAGUGACUGAAGUUUUUCGUAAGACAUCGAAGGAAUUCAUUGCUGUUGCAGGGUCAGAGGUGGCAUCUGUAACAAACCUAUAUUCUGUGGUGGGAAGAAAUGCAGAUGUACUUGCCCUAUAUUUUGGUGAGGACCCUGCCCGCUGUCCUUUCGAGCAAGUUACUGCAACUCUCUUGAAUUUCACAAGGUUGUUUCUGAAGGCACAUGAAGAGAAUUACAAACAAACAGUGUUAGAGAAAAAGAAAGCUGAUAAAGAGGCUGAAAUGGAGAAGGCUAAAGGCAUUAACUUCAUAAGGAAGAGUGGAAAAGAUGAAGAAGAAAGUUGAGAAGGUGGCUGAAGUGUAGAAGACUAAGGGUAUUCACUUCAGUAGAAAGAGGGCAAAGAUAGUUGAAGACUUGUCUGCUCAUUUCCACCAACGUCAUUCUGAAGCUAAAGAGCAGAGAUCUACCAGUGGGUAGUAAGGGGACUGCUUCCGAUUUUGAGUUAAGUAGCCCACUUGGGAGAUCUUGGUGUGACAAUUAGCCUUUCAAGGUGAUCUAAUGAAGUGAAAUGGCACAUUCUUUCCAUCUAUGAACAUACAGAAAAGUCUUGGGAGUGGAUUCAUUGAUGACAUCUUGAAUCAAAUUUUUGUUGAUCAUUCACAGAAGAAUACUCGGGAAAGGCCAAUCUAGACCGAGCAUGAAUGCUUCUCUGAUCACUUGAGAAUCAUCGGAAUCCAGUGAAUGCCAUGAUAAUGGAUCUGAUCUUAAGAUUUAAUAAGAAAUUUUGAAGUCCGCCAUGCUUCUGCUAAAGUAGACCAGGCUUUGGUUUUUAAUCCAUUCAUUUGGCAUUUUUCCAUCAACUAAAGCCUAAUGUCGAACCAUGAAAAAACCUUGUACAAAGUUUGAAACCCUCAUCUCUGGGAUCAAUUCUUCUCAUGUAAAAUAGAACGUAGCUUCCCCUUCUUCCUUUUAAUAUAGAUUUUAGUAGACACCCCAAGAGCAUGUUGUAAGCUGUCAGGUUAAGAAAAGAAAAGAAUUAGAAAUAAGGUCUCUAUAUUGUAAUUGUAUGACAAGCCUGAGAUAGGAAUCCUAGUUUCAGUUUAUCUUUUGUAAUGAUACAUAUUAGUGAAAAAGCUUCUUGUUGCAUUC